Molecule: messenger RNA, 959 nt
Organism: Cherax quadricarinatus
Lineage: Eukaryota; Metazoa; Arthropoda; Malacostraca; Decapoda; Parastacidae
Gene: Prosbeta6
Product: proteasome beta6 subunit
Cellular component (GO): proteasome core complex
Source: RefSeq, a predicted model, not a curated record
GUGAAGAAGUCGAGGUGUUGAAGAUGACUGGAGCAGCUGAGCCGCCACGACACUGAUGCUCACAACACUGUACUGCUGCACACACUCUGACGGGAAUUAUUGUGACUGGCGAUUGAAAUUAUUCCUCGAAAAUGGCAUUAGAGAUGAUGAUGAGUGGGCCAGACUACAUGCGGGAUCCCAGGAAGCAUCAGUUCAGCCCUUACGCUAAUAAUGGCGGCACAUCUGUGGCCAUUGCUGGUGAUGACUUUGUGAUGAUUGCCAGCGAUACCCGUUUAUCUCGAGGGUUCAACAUUUUCUCCCGUGAGCAGGAUAAAGUGUUUCCACUGACACCAAAGACCAUGAUGGCUUCAUCAGGCUGCUGGGCAGAUGUGCUCACUCUCAACAAAGUGUUACAAGCCAGACUUACGAUGUACUCGCAUGAACACCACGACAUGAUGUCUACUACAGCUGUUGCCCAGCUGCUAUCAACAAUGCUAUACUGGAGGAGAUUUUUCCCAUAUUAUGUCUCCAAUAUUCUUGCUGGCAUUGAUGAGGAAGGUAAGGGUGUGGUUUAUCAUUAUGAUCCUGUGGGACACAUGGAAAAGUUAACAUUUAGUGCAACUGGAGAAUCAGUGUCACAGAUUCAGCCUCUUCUGGAUAAUCAAAUUGGAGGACUCAACAUGCUGGGGGUGAAGCCGCCUACAAUGACUAAGGACCUUGCACGUCAGCUUAUCCAUGAUGCUUUUGUCUCAGCAGCAGAGCGUGACAUAAAUACUGGUGAUGGUAUAAUCAUUCAUACUAUCACUAAAGAUGGGAAAACUGAGGAAACAGUAAAACUUCGCAGGGAUUAAUGUUUUAAUUAUUUUGUUUGACUAACUGUCUUUAGCUGAAUAUUGUUCUUAAGAUACACAUAAAAAGAACUUUUUAAACAUAAACUUGUCAGGAUUUUUUUUUUUGUAAAAAUAAAGAAAUAUAGAACU